Kockovaella imperatae is the source of this 4262-nucleotide messenger RNA. Its product is annotated as glycoside hydrolase superfamily. The transcript is spliced from 5 exons. The record is from RefSeq and is a predicted model, not a curated record. The coding region runs from base 165 to 4262 and encodes 1365 amino acids. Gene Ontology annotation, molecular function: alpha-glucuronidase activity. Gene Ontology annotation, biological process: xylan catabolic process; spliceosomal snRNP assembly. Lineage: Eukaryota; Fungi; Basidiomycota; Tremellomycetes; Tremellales; Cuniculitremaceae. Gene Ontology annotation, cellular component: extracellular region.
ACUCGAUCCGACCCGCGGAAGCAAAAAAGUCGGGGCGAGAUCCUUACAAUGCACUUACUGCAUCCUACCCUUGCAUCCUACCAUCGACACACAGGAAGGAAGAAGAGAGACUGCAAUACAAGUCUCUCAGCUUACCUGGACUCUCCUACUAGUGCUCUUGUAUCAUGGCCAGACCCGGCCAAAAUGCGGCUCGUAAACGACGAGCAGCCCAAGCUGUCGAUUCAUCCUUCGAAUCGGAUGCUGCAGGUUCUGGGUCGGAGGAUGAGGACGGUGGAGGAGGGCAUGGCAUAGAGCCGUACAAGGGCAGCCAAGUGCUACCAGUAGCGAUGAUCGAUGAGGAUUGGGAUGGGGAAAUCUUGGAUGGAGCGACGUAUCUGGGAGUAGCGAGUCGAGACAAUGCCAAGCUGCCGAAUUUUACUCGAGCGGCCUACGUAUCAGCUCCCGUCGCUGCUGUCGUUGACCAUCCGGAGCGCACGGAAGCGGGUCCAUCGAUACAACGUCAUCCGGCUCUACCAAGAGAAUCUUGGGAAGUCCUCUUUCCCAUCCAUUUUGUGAACUACAAGAAACAUAUUCUCUCAUCCUGGCCUCCGUCUCCUCUGCCUCCUUAUGCAUCCGACUACCCACCGAUACCAAAUACCAUGGAUAGGGCGGAUCUCAUGGGAUUCAUCAAUGGGUAUCCUCGAGCUCGAAAGAAAAGAGAACAACCGCCAGACGAAGAGGAGAUGUUCAACCUUCCAGUGAGGUCUAACUCGGCGGGACUGAGUGCAACGUCCGAGCUGGAACCUGAGACCUCUAGACAUAGAAAGAGAGAUCCGACAGUGUCCAUCUUGAGCCGUUUCAGUAAUAGUCAGAUGAUCGCCGCUUUACGUCGGAUAGCGGCGGUCAUUCAGUUCAAGCUCGACAAUGUGACGCCGACUCUCCAGCUGCCAGUCAUUCCAGAACAAUACACCACCUUGCUUCCGACGCAACCCGCUUCAUCGGAUUCGGAUUCGGAUUCAGAUACAGACUCUGAUUCGUCCUCCGAUUUGGAUACCUCGCCCUCAACGUCACCUCCGGCCGUAAAGCAGGCUGCCGUGAGCAAUGGUCACUAUCCGACCACAACGCCUAGGCCCAGUGCGGUUGCCAAUCCACUCCCAUCCCAUCUUUCAAAAUGGAUCUUUGCUCUCCUUCUUGUGAUCGAUAAUCAAAUAUCAGGCGAAGAGACAUAUCAACUCCGAGAACUAGCACGCAUAUUGAUCAAAGUCGCAGCUUGGCGAUGGAUAGAAGGCGUAACAACCGGCGAAGUAAAGGAUGGUCAUGUGUUUGGUCAAGGCAGGAAAGAUAGACUCCAGGCCAUGCCGUUGCACGGAGUAUCAUCGUCUUCGAAACAGCGGUUGUUCGAUACUCUUGCCAAUGACGAUCCGUCAGCUGAUGAGUCAGAUGGGAGCGAUGAGACCUCUGUAGAUGGCGUUUUGACUCGUUGUUGGAUCCUUGUAUAUGCCAUUGCGGCUGGAUGGAGUCAACGGGAUCUGUUGGAUGAUCUCAGAGGGACAUUUACCUUACGGCCUAACGCUCUCAUGGUGCAUCUCGCACAAUCAGUCAUGGCGGCCACGAUAGCCGGGACCUUGUCUCAGCAGAGCACGACAUCUAUGCCUCAAGCUAAUAUCCCAGAUGACACAGGUCUAUCUGGGUGGCUCCGAUACGCUCAAGUCUCACCAUCAUCAAGCAUGGUAUCGUGUAAUGUGCCACGAUCUCUGUACAUGAUUGGCGAUUCUGAUACAUCGUCUCCGCUCUUCACUGCAGGCAUUGAGCUUCAAACGGCAUUUCGAUCCCUGUUCAGUGUGGAGCUCACGGUGGUAAAUACCGAUCCACCACCCAUUGAGAAUGCGUCUCGAGUGAUCGUUGGGACGAUUGACGCCUACACCUCUCGAUUUGGUCCUCUGGGCAACUCGACGCCAUUGCUUGACGAUGGCUUCUUUCUCUCCCUCAGUGAUUCGCUGAACCUCAUCAUCGGGUUCAACGAGCGAGCAGCGCUAUACGGAACCUACGAGUACCUCUCUCGCCUGUCCAUGGGGAAUCUUUCCGGUGUGGAGAUAGUUCAGAAUCCCACUCAACCCAUUCGAUAUGUCAACCAAUGGGACAAUCUAGAUGGAAGUAUAGAAAGAGGAUACGGUGGAUCUUCCAUCUUCUUUUCGAACGGCACGGUGGUCGAGGAUCUGUCCCGAGUGAAAGCUUACGGUCGACUCCUCUCGAGCGUCCGAUUCAACGGUCUCAUCGUGAACAACGUCAAUGCUCAGCCGGGUAUCCUGAGCUCUGCGAAUAUACAAGGUCUCACGCGGAUAGCCGAUACCCUCAGACCAUACGGUAUACAGAUAGGUAUCUCGGUCAACUUUGCGAGUCCUCGAUCUCUCGGAGGCCUCUCUACCUUCGAUCCCCUCGAUCAUGGCGUCAUCUCAUGGUGGAACGACAAAAUGGAUGCAAUAUAUAGGUCCAUACCUGAUUUCAUCGGACUCGUCGUCAAAGCCAACAGCGAAGGGCAACCUGGUCCAUUGACUUACAAUCGAACCUUUGCAGACGGUGCCAACAUGUUCGCUCGAGCUCUGAAGCCCCAUGGUGGUAUUUGCAUGUUUAGAGCUUUCGUGUAUACUUCUGUGCCCUGGUCAAACAUCCGAGCAGACCGAGCGAAACAGGCGGUAGAAUUCUUCGCGGGUCUCGAUGGACAGUUUGACGACAAUGUGGUCGUUCAGAUCAAGCAUGGUCCGAUCGAUUUUCAAGUCGAUGAACCUCCGAGCCCGCUAUUCUCACAGUUGACAAAGACGAAUAUGGCGUUUGAGAUUCAAGUCAGUCAAGAGUACACAGGUCAACAGAGUCAUUUCGUUUACCUCGCUCCGCUGUGGAAGAAAGUGUUGGAAUUUGAUAUGCAAGUCGACGACAUGCCUUCAUCCUUGGUCAGGGAUCUCGUCAGUGGAAGCAUCACCCGAAGACCGCUUGGAGGUUUCGCAGUGGUGGUGAAUGUCGGAUCGAAUGAUACGUGGUUAGGGUCUCAUUUGGCCAUGAUCAACCUUUAUGCCAGUGGGAGACUCGCUUGGGACGCGUCACAAUCGGCCGAGACGAUCGCCGAAGAUUGGAUACGCCUCACAUGGGGUUCCGGGUCGAGAUGGGUGCAGACUCUUCGUGACAUGGCAAUGGACUCUUGGGAGGCGUAUCGGAAUUAUACGGGUGUGCUUGGAACACUAUCGCCAAACGACGCAUAUACUCACUACGGACCCAAUCCUGAUACUGUGGAUGGUCCCGCCGGGUCGAGAUGGUUCAGAGCGACUGCCACUGGCGUAGGGAUGGAUCGAACCGUCCGUACUGGAACCGGCUUUUCAGGUCAAUAUCCGCCUCGCUUGGCAAACAUGCUCGAAUCUAUCGAUACGACCCCAGAAGAUUUAAUCCUUUUCUUCCAUCAUCUACCAUACACACAUCGAUUGACAUCGUCCGCAGGUGGUCAGACAGUCAUUCAGACCAUAUACGAUGCCCAUUAUGCCGGUGCAGAUCGAAUACACCAAUUUGUGAAUCAGUGGCGUUUACUCGGAAGGGCAACAAACGGAACGCAAGGUGGUGGUGGCACUUCAGGUGGCACAGCUGCUGGUGGUGGUGGUGGCGUCGUUCGAUCCAGUCAGAUGGUCGACGAAAACAGGUACACAUCUGUGCUGAGUCAGUUGGAAUACCAAGCGGGUCAUGCGAUCGUCUGGCGAGAUGCCAUGGUCAAGUGGUAUUUGAACAAGUCAGGUAUUGCAGAUGAGGUGGAUCGAUCGGAUGGAUCGUACAAGAUCGAAGCGACCAGUAUGGCGUCUAUUCCAAGCGGGUCCUAUAUUCCUUAUACUGUCAAACCAUGGUUCACCUCGAGUUCCGGGAAAGCCAUGGUACUCGGUUCCAACGGGACAGGGUCACUCUACACAUUACUGGAUUCCAUACCUGAUGGGAUCUAUGAUGUCAGUGUCAACUACUUUGAUCUGUCUACCGGUAUUUCGAAUUGGCAGCUCUAUCUCGGUCCGAUGGGAACGGAAAUGGCUGGACAAUGGAUGGGCAAUACCGAAUUUACACACAGUCACGUCUCUUCGCCAUACUUGGAUGGUCAUUCCGCCACUCGAAAGACGUUCAGAGGGAUAAGGAUCAAGCGAGGGGACACGUUGAAGAUCAGUGGCCAGUCGGGAGCCAGUGGAGCUAAGGGAGACCCUGCACCGAUAGAUUAUGUCUUGUUAAGUCCCGUCGAAGCUAAUAAUGCAGUGACUGACUGA